AAUCAGACCCAGGGGCGGACUGGCAACUCAUGGGGCCCCCGGGCAAUAGGGGAUCAUGGGGCCCCUGUGUCCUUGCCCAAACUCAAAAAAGCCUAUGAAAAAGGUACCAGUGGCAUCUCAUGGGGCCCCCUACUGAUCCCGGGCCCUCGGGCGGUGCCCGAGUUUCCAAAUGGUCAGUCCACCCCUGGUCAGACCCACAGUGCAGUAUUUACAGUGCUUUGAAGGCUUAAGUCAAAAGGGCUAAGUGCUCUAAUAGUCUACAUAAUAAAUAUACACCAUUUUUCUUAGCUUGUCAUGGAUAUAUGAAUAAUUUUAUUUUAUUUUAUUUCU
This is a messenger RNA of Staurois parvus, 330 nucleotides long. Lineage: Eukaryota; Metazoa; Chordata; Amphibia; Anura; Ranidae. The record is from the annotation of a GenBank genome assembly.